AUGUACUCCGAUACCACAACUCGUGUGACCCAUAACUGUACUCAUUUCCGCUUCAAGUACACUAUCAUUCUCUUUGUCCUCCUUUCUCUAACUCUAAUCACACGCCACAUAGCCAUCCUCACUUUUGGUCUAGCUUGGUUCUUUCUCUGUUUUGCUCGGAAAAAUGUGCUGACCAUCAUCAUAUUUACAGUUUAUGACGGCGUAAUGGCGGUACUUCUAAUUGGUUUUACAAUCGCUUUGCUAACUGUCACUGGAGUUUGGCUCAGUGUUCAUCACCACCGAUGGAUUUAG
This is a messenger RNA of Eruca vesicaria subsp. sativa (arugula), 291 nucleotides long. NCBI's taxonomy places the organism in Eukaryota, Viridiplantae, Streptophyta, Magnoliopsida, Brassicales, Brassicaceae. The record is from the annotation of a GenBank genome assembly.